UUGACUUGUCAAAAUCAGUCGUCAAUCAUUGCCAAUUAUGACAUCUUCAUUAAAUUUAAAAAACUAAUUAUGAGCUGAAUCUAACAUUUUGUAAUAUCAUAUAGAACAAUUCAAUACCAUCAAAUCAACACAAUUUUAUUUAAUAAACAAGCACUUGGAAGACUAAAACACUUAAACCAUGGGAAAUUCUAGUAUGAAACAACAUAUCAACACUGCACAAAAAACAGGAGUGUUGAAAGUAUCUCAAGGAAAAUUAUCUGAAUUCCCACCAUCAUUUAGACAGCUUGAAAAUAAUCUCAGAACAUUAGAUUUAUCAGAAAAUAAAUUCUUAAUACUCCCUGAAGAAAUAAGCAGGUUCAUGCAGUUGAAGCACUUGAAUCUACAAAAGAAUAAACUUACAAAAAUACCAGAUUGCAUUGGAGCACUAACCAAACUCGAAACAUUGAAUGCUUCGCAUAACAAUUUGAGUACACUACCUAGAACAUUAUCUAAUUUGAUUCAUUUGAAACAAGUUUAUCUAAGCAGCAAUCAUUUAAAAGAAUUUCCAAUGAUGUUUUGUGGGCUAAAGCACUUGGACCUACUAGAUUUGUCUAAGAAUGAAAUUGAAUCCAUUCCUUCGGAUAUAGCAGGGUUAUAUGUAACUGAGCUUAAUUUAAACCAAAAUCAAAUAACGUUUAUAUCCCCUCAAAUAGCAGAGUGCCUACGAUUAAAGACAUUACGAUUAGAGGAAAACUGCCUACAACUAUCAGCAAUAUCACCUAAAAUUUUGAGGGAUUCAAAAAUUGCAAACCUCUCCAUAGAUGGAAAUCUUUUUGAGCCUAAGCAAUUAUCAGAUAUUGAUGGAUAUGAAAUCUAUAUGGAUAGAUUCACAGCUGUUAGGAAAAAGAUGUUUUGACUAUUUUAAUAGAUAAGUGAAUUGAAAAAUCUGGUCAUAUUAGAUUAAGGACUCAUUGAGGUUUAUGAUUUAUACAGUCUAUUAAAAACUCUCAUGGCACAAAUUAAGAGUUCCUUGUUAUUUUCUUCUAUAAAACUUGAUUUAAUGGGAGGCUAAAUUCCACAGGAACAAACAAUGUUUACAAAGUCAACUACAGCUAAAAGUUUAGAACUUUGUAAAAAUUCAAUGAAGAACAUGGAAUGGUUACUUUUUAGUGAAGGUUCUUUUUACUUUCUUGAGUAUAUAUAAAGUACGUAUUGCGUACUAAACAUUUAGUUAUAUUUUAUUUCAACUCUAAGUUUAGUAAAACUAACCUUUUAUAAAAAUGAAAAUGCAGCAGGAAUAGGAAUAUAAGGAGAUGAUAUGCCUAUGAAUCAAACCCACCGAUGAAGAAAACAAGUCCUUCAUUUUUGCAAUAAGCACAGUUCUCGAAUAAUUAUGAAACAUUCCAAGUGAAAAUAUAAUUUUACAUUAUUAUAACACAAAAAUCUAUCAUUGACUACUCGACAAAUAUCCGAAGUUAUUAUUGAAAAAACAUUCCUCAAGAAGGUGGUUUAUCUAUAAUUGAUUUGAAUUUUGAAAUAAAAGUCCAAAAUUUCAAGGGUUCAAAAAGUUGACUGCGAAAUUGAAUAUUAUUCAAACCUCUCUUCCAUAGAAUGUAUAUUCUAAUGGAAUAUUAAAUUAUUAUUGUGUUUCAAUUCUAAUAUUUACCUAUAAAUGUUAACAUAUGAGUUCAAAGCACUUCCUUAGUAGACAGAUAAUCUGAGGUUUCCAACUAGGAAAUAUGUCAAUCUGAAAUUAUCAUAAUACACAAUUUUGAAAGAAAUAAUUUUCCUCCAUCAAUUGAUCUGAGCAAAUGCACAUUCAAUAACACAACAAUAAUAAAAUUUAAAGAUUCCUCAAGUAAUAUUUUAUGUGUACUUGUAAAUUUCUCAUUGAAAAAGUCGAUAAAGUCUAUUGUUGAAUUAAUAAAGCAAAUAAUCUAGUCAUUAAACUAUGUGUCAAAAACUUAGAAACAGUGUAGUAUAUCAAGCAUUAUGAAGAUCAUUAUUCAUGAGAUAUACAAUCAUUUACAUAGAAAUGAUUGCUGAAAUUGAAGUAGUUUUUAAUAUUUCUAUUAGCGAUUUUGUUAAAUUUAGCUUCCUCCACCAAUCUACGGUCAUGUUGUGAUUUUCAUAUCUUAGUACUAAGAAUUAAAAUGUGAUUAAGUGAACAUUUUCCGAGAAAACUAUGAAAUACUCGGACUAUCUAAGUGGACCAAAUUGAUUAUUAUAGUUCUUUGAUGCUACUAACUUCUUUCGCGUCUUAAGAAUUGCAAUUUAAUGGGAUGAAUGAUAAAAGUUUUGUCAAAUGUUCUAUAUUAUCUAUAAUCUAUACAUCACUAUGCGAUUCUACUAUAUCUGUAUAAUAUACUGUGGCGCUAAACAGCUAUAUAUUUUUUACUUAUAAUAUUUAUACUGUACAUUAGCUAAACUUAAAUUCUUUAUUUUGUCUUGUACACUGAAAUCUAUUUUCCUAAUGUUAUAUCUCAGAAUAUUUAAUUAAGUGGAUAAAACAAUAAAUGAAUGUGAUUGGUAUAUCUA
Harmonia axyridis is the source of this 2517-nucleotide messenger RNA. RefSeq names its product leucine-rich repeat-containing protein 57. The transcript has 2 exons. NCBI's taxonomy places the organism in Eukaryota, Metazoa, Arthropoda, Insecta, Coleoptera, Coccinellidae. Bases 179 to 895 code for a protein of 238 amino acids. Gene Ontology annotation, molecular function: protein binding. The record is from RefSeq and is a predicted model, not a curated record.